AUGAUAAUCGAUUCAGCCCUACAAGGUCAUAACGACGUCGUGUAUGAUGCGAUACAGGCAGAAUACAAAGACAUGGCCAACUGGUAUGACACCUUUUGGCAUAGCUAUACCUCUCAAACUCUCAUUGAGCCAAUACAUCAGGUGAUGGAACUCGGAGUCGGCAAGAAUUCCAAUGUUGUCGUUGAUAUCGCUUGUGGUACGGGAGAAUUUUUUAGGCGAUUGCGAAAUUUGGACGACACCAACGGGUCUAUUUCAGAGAAACCCUUCAAUCGAAAGAAGAAGGCCCCUUGGAUUGGGAUAGAACCAUGUCCGGAAAUGCUGAAAAGGGCCAAGGAGAAGUUCCCCAAAAACGAUCAUGCAAUUGCAAUUGUAUUGCACCAAGCACCAGCCGAAUACCUGCCCAUCAAAGACCAUUCUGCCGACAUUGUCGUCACAACGAAUGCCUUUCAUUUCUUUCGAGACAAACAACGGGCCUUGCAUGAAAUGAGACGCAUCCUCAAAGGGGGUGGAACACUCAUCAUUACGGAUUGGUGCAAUGAUUUUUGGAUCGUCAAACUCUACCAUUGGUUGGAACGAUUGCGCUGGAAUUGGAGAUUUGAACAAAAAUAUCCAGGGCCAUUGAAAAAAUCGGAAUUGUCGGAACUAGUAAAUUCGGAAGGCUUUCAAGAUGUGGAGGUCUCGUCCUAUCGCGUCAGGGUCUUUGGAAUAUUUUUCUGGGGAAUGCAAACGCUCAAGGCUCACCCUAUCAGUGGGUCGAUUUGA
This is a messenger RNA of Cylindrotheca closterium, 762 nucleotides long. The record is from the annotation of a GenBank genome assembly. NCBI's taxonomy places the organism in Eukaryota, Bacillariophyta, Bacillariophyceae, Bacillariales, Bacillariaceae.